AUGCCAUACAACAUCCCCACCAUUGAGGCACAAGAAGGUCCCGCUCUAUUAUACAUCGCGGCGGGUGCCUGGUUCAGUCAGCCUCACGUUGUCACCACGCGCAACAAGACUGAUCCCUGGGACACGCGCUACAAACUCUUUAGAAAUCACGUCGUCAGUCUCAACAAGUUCAUUGGCGAAAACACACCAGAUUAUGACCCUUUUACUGCCCCAAUGGAUCCAUACGACGGUAUCGGCAAUCUAAUCCUGUACGCCCCGCCAGCUGGACCGCGAUAUCUAGGCGAUAACCCUAAUCAGAAGAUAGAUAGAGACCGAAGGGCGGGCGAGGUUGUUGAGAUGCAGCAGUGGCUCUAUCAUAAUGAAGAUAACCUGAGCAUUCCUUUCGUGUGGUUAGUCCCUGACUUGGUCGUGGGUCAAGAUGAAAUCUGGCGCGAUCCCUUAUGCUCAGGCUUUCAUGUCAAGUUCCAUGUGGCCCAGUUAUGGGCCAACAUUCUGUUCAAUAUGCGGUGUAACGCGAAGCUGGACAGGAUGAAGUCUUACCUAUACUCGCGUACUUGCUGUACUGAUUAUGGUAUAUUGUCAGGGGCCUAA
This is a messenger RNA of Fusarium poae, 591 nucleotides long. RefSeq lists its product as uncharacterized. The record is from RefSeq and is a predicted model, not a curated record. NCBI's taxonomy places the organism in Eukaryota, Fungi, Ascomycota, Sordariomycetes, Hypocreales, Nectriaceae. The transcript has a single exon. Bases 1 to 591 code for a protein of 196 amino acids.